Molecule: messenger RNA, 1341 nt
Organism: Oryzias melastigma (Indian medaka)
Lineage: Eukaryota; Metazoa; Chordata; Actinopteri; Beloniformes; Adrianichthyidae
Product: activator of 90 kDa heat shock protein ATPase homolog 1
Exons: 9
Coding region: 153-1169 (338 amino acids)
Biological process (GO): protein folding; positive regulation of ATP-dependent activity
Cellular component (GO): cytosol
Molecular function (GO): ATPase activator activity; protein-folding chaperone binding
Source: RefSeq, a predicted model, not a curated record
CUUAUUUUGAAAAGCCCCACAGGAAGUAUAGGGUUCCUCUUUCAGCUGCUGUCAGUGUAGGAGUUACCCCCAUCUUGUGCUCUCAGCAUACAGACAGUCUUAACAUCAAGACUUUAUCUUCAGUCAAACGGAUCACACAUCUGCGAGCAGCCAUGGCCAAAUGGGGGGAAGGAGAUCCUCGGUGGAUCGUUGAAGAGAGAGCUGAUGCAACAAAUGUCAACAACUGGCACUGGACAGAAAGGGAUGUCUCUGCCUGGUCUUCAGAUCGCCUACGUCAACUCCUGCUAAGCAUUCGGGUGGAGGGACCUGAAGGUGUCUGUCAGAUGACUGAGGUCAGCAAGCUGGAAGGAGAAGCUUCCAUCAACAACCGCAAAGGAAAACUCUUCUUCUUCUAUGAAUGGCAGCUGAAGGCCAGCUGGCUGGGAACAUCGGUCGGUGGGGUGAAGUACAGAGGUACCGUAGAGGUCUCCAACCUGUCCGAUGAGAACGAUGAAGAUGACCUGGAUGUCAACGUUUCUCUGUGUAAGGAUCAGUCCGACACGCCACUCCUUGGCCUCAUGAAAAGGACGGGAGUUACAGAGGUCCGCAGAGUUCUGACCAAGUACGUUCAGGACCUUAAAUCAGAGUUUAGUCAGGGAAUGAUUCUUCCAACUGCUGAUGGGAAAGAUCCACCGAUUCCUGCAAAAACCAAGAAGAACCUGGUCAAAAGCAGAACCCAGAUGACCCCCCCUCAGAAGAGCUUGUCUGGCCCAACUCAAAGUUCCACAGGAGUCCUUAUCCCAACUUGCGGGUUCAACCUUCAAGAAACCUUUCAGACUUCUGCUGAUGAGCUUUACCAGACCUUCAUCAACCAAGAGUUUGUGCAAGUUUUUACAAGACUGCCGGCGGCCGUGGACAGCAGGAGAGGCGGAAAGUUCCAGCAUCUGGAUGGAAGUGUCAGCGGAGAGUUCACAGAGCUGGUGCCCCACCAGCGCAUUCGUAUGAAGUGGCGCUUUAGGACAUGGCCCAGCGGACACUUUGCUGCCGUCAGUCUGGAGCUGGAGGAUCGAGGGGAUGAGACGGUGUUGACACUGGAGUGCCGGGGGGUCCCUGCAGGCGAAGAGGGGUCCACCGAGGAGGGCUGGAGGCGCUUCUACUUUAAUGCUAUCAAGCAGGCGUUUGGAUACUGAGCUCUGAGCAGCACUGCAUCUUGUUGCUGAGCAGCAGGAGGAAGUGCUGCUCAGUCGCUGCAGUAAAUUGUCUUUAAACGGAUCAAAGAUCGGAUUUGGGUUUAACUGUGUACAUAGUCCCUGAAAAAUGGCACACGUUUGAUCGGAAUAAAUCCUUUUGACAUGCACAGAA